AUGGAAAAUUCCGGAGGUUCUCGGCCUCGCCCGCUGCCGCCAUCGGAACAAGAGGAGAGUAUCGAGCUCGAAUUGGACGAGGAAUCCGACGAGAAAACCAGCGAACUCAAGGAGUGCGAAGCUGAUCCGGAGACGCUCACUCUAUCCACCGUAACCUACUACGAGGCAUUCGAUGACAUCGAUCCUCAAGGCGACGAAUAUCUCGAAGCAGCCAAGGAAGGCCCAGAGUCCCUGCUGAGCCUGGCGCCCAAGGAAGACAAAGCGUCGAAAAUAUUGGGUGGCGCACUGAAGGAGGAGGUUCUACGUACCAGCAAGCACAUUGUAUUCGCCAUGGAGCCGUUCGUGUUGAAGGCGCUCUUGGAGGGGAACAUCGCCCGCCAGUAUCGGAGCAACGCGGAAGUUCGCAAUGCGCUUGACACGCUCUGUGCCUGGGCCCGUCGAGUCACCCAAUCAUCCAUCUGUGUACAAACGCUUGUCGACAAAGACGGGUUCUCCUCUACGCCGGCGGAGCUGUUCAAGGUUGUCUGGCAGCUUCGAAACCACUGUGACUUGGAGGAAGGUUAA
Molecule: messenger RNA, 564 nt
Organism: Coniosporium apollinis CBS 100218
Lineage: Eukaryota; Fungi; Ascomycota; Dothideomycetes
Exons: 2
Coding region: 1-564 (187 amino acids)
Source: RefSeq, a predicted model, not a curated record